Dentiscutata heterogama is the source of this 865-nucleotide messenger RNA. Lineage: Eukaryota; Fungi; Glomeromycota; Glomeromycetes; Diversisporales; Gigasporaceae. The record is from the annotation of a GenBank genome assembly.
AGAUGAAUAUAUUGGUUCAUUGACAAGUUUAUUAGAAAUUCUUAUAAAGAAAAGAAAUGAUGCCAAGGGAAUGAAGAAACAACAUGAAGAAGGAUCUUUUUACCAAAGUCUCUAUGACAAACAACAAUUAGCGUUCAAGGUUUUGGCGAAUUCCAUCUAUAGUUUGACAGGUUUACCUUCAUCCAUCAUUAGAGAUGUGAAGAUAUCAGCGGGUGUUACAUCCACUGGUAGGGAGCAGGUUCACAAGUUGGCCAGUUUUAUCAAGGACCAGGGGUACUGUGUUGUGUAUGGGGAUACCAAUUCCACUUUAUUGAUAAUGCAACAAGCUAGACUCAAGGAAAUUAUCAAUGAUUAUGUGGUUUUGUUUAGAAAUGCAAAUUCUAUCACAGAAUAUACCAAGUACCUUUAUGAUUUUUACAAUGAUGUGACUAAAGAAACUCAUUGGGUAGCGAGUAAGAUUGCCAAAAAAUUUAACGAAUUGAAUGCCCGUGAUGGUUGUGAGAUUAUUAGGGUGGUUUUAGAAAAGUGUAAGACUGAAAGGUUUCUGGCACAGCAUUUUGAAAUUUAUGAUCCUGAGUUAGUACCAGACUUGUUGGUUGAAAAGUACUUGGAGGAGACUGAUGAUAUGGUCUGCUUGGCCAAUAUGAAUCAUUAUUCCAAUAACCUGAUAAGAGGUUUAAAUAUUAUGCGAUGUGAGGCCAGUCAAUUUCAAAAGAUGUUUGAAUGCAAAGUGUUGUACAAUGUCUAUGAUUAUAAAAAAAUAGCUGAGUAUAUGUACAACCUUGGGCUUAAAACAACUGAUGACUAUGUGAAUUUUUUCAUGUGUCGGGGACAAUACAACUGGAUGUGGUAUUGUGCAGAUCAG